Messenger RNA from Chanos chanos (milkfish), 6560 nucleotides. It is a transcript of the gene ralgapa1, whose product is annotated as Ral GTPase activating protein catalytic subunit alpha 1. Lineage: Eukaryota; Metazoa; Chordata; Actinopteri; Gonorynchiformes; Chanidae. The transcript has 40 exons. Bases 192 to 6527 code for a protein of 2111 amino acids. Gene Ontology annotation, molecular function: GTPase activator activity. Gene Ontology annotation, cellular component: nucleus; cytoplasm. Gene Ontology annotation, biological process: positive regulation of GTPase activity; regulation of small GTPase mediated signal transduction. The record is from RefSeq and is a predicted model, not a curated record.
GGCAUUUUUAUUAGUUCCCCUGCACAAUGCACGCCUCGUUGCAAGCCUUAUCUAUUUAUUUUCAUUUGCCAACGUCCAGCGGGCCGUGAAUUUGCAGAAUCUCAAUGUUGACGGACACAGAUCUCUUCUAGUUAGCCAUCUUUUGAAGAUUAGCUGGGCUUUCUCCCUCCUCAAAAUUCUUUCCCCUCGGAAUGUUCUCUAAAAAGCCUCAUGGCGACGUCAAGAAAUCGACACAGAAAGUGUUGGAUCCAAAAAAGGAUGUGCUGACACGCCUGAAACAUCUGCGAAUAGUUAUCGAAAAUGCUGAGCCUGCUGAUCUCAAACACUUCUUUGACCAGAACUACUCCCAUAUCUACUAUGUCUUUUUUGAGAACUUUGUCAGCAUUGAGGUCAAUCUGAAACAGAAAGGUCACAAAUCACAAAGGGAAGAACUGGACUCCAUUCUGUUCAUAUUUGAGAAAAUCUUACAACUGCUGCCUGAGCGAAUACAGGGACGAUGGCAGUUCCACAGCAUUGGGCUUAUCUUGAAAAAACUGCUGCACACUGGGAACUCUUUAAAGAUUCGGAGGGAGGGAGUGCGUCUGUUCCUGCUUUGGAUGCAGGCGCUCCAGACCAACGCUCUUCGGGAACAGCUGUGGAUUUUCGCCUGCCUCAUUCCCGGGUUCCCAGCGCCCCAGUCUGAAUUCGGCCCCCGCACCUUAGACAACCUUAUCAGCCCUCCGCUCAGUCUACAGGAAACUCAAGUCACUCCGGAGGAAAUCAGCCCCUUAGUGCCUCCACAGUCAGGAGAUAAAGCCCAGGAGGAUCUCACAGGCUACUUUCUCGAGGCUCUUCUGAAAUAUAUGGUAAACCAGGCCAAAAGUUUGGAGUGGAAGUGCAAGGAGAACCAUGAAAAGGGCUUUGCCUUUCUGUUCGGCAACUUCAAAAAGUACUACCUUCCCCAUAUCUUUCCCAACUUCUCCAAGGAGACCAGCUUGUACAAUCCCAUUCUCGAUGUUCCCCCUAUGAGACCAAAGCCUUACUACACUGUUGUGAAAAGAGACCCAGAGACCAAUGAAGCCGUUUACUGCACUAAGGAGAACUUCCUCAACGCUAGGGUCAUAUUUAUCCGCUGGCUGGUGUCCUUUUGGCUAGAGCCCAGAUCUAACACAGGAACGCACAUCCCUGGGGUGGAAGGAGAGAAUGUGCCAAAGAACAUUCAGAAAGCGGCGGCAGGCCUGGCUGCCCGGGCGGAGGACGUCGGGCCGCGACCCGACGGCCUGGACGGGGGAGGAGGUGCGGAGCAGGAGCAGUCCCACUCCAACACCAGCACGCUGACGGAGAGAGAACCCAGCUCCUCCAGCCUCUGCAGCAUGGACGAGGAGCACCUCACAGACAUCGAAGUGGUCCGCCGGGUCCUCUGCUCCUCCAGAACCAACGUCAACUUCAUCACCGAGAUCUUCCGCCAGGCCUUCCUGUUGCCCAUGUGUGAGGCUGCAGCCAUGCGUAAGGUGGUGCGUGUGUAUCAGGAGUGGAUCUCUCAGGAGGACAAGCCUGUGUUCAUGAGAGAGCCAGAGGAGGACAGAUACUCAGGCCAGCAGGAUUCCACACACCAACACGGUCCUGAGAAAGAUGAGGAGGAGAGAGGUCUGAAGGUGUCCGGUCACAGCAGAAAGCCCAGCUGGAACAGAAGCUGUCAGGGGAAUGACAGUGAGCUGCUGGAGAACAGCGUGCAUGCGGGUGUCCAGGCAACACUCCAGGUUUUCAUCACCAACUCCGCUAAUGUGUUCUUGCUGGAGCCGGCCAACGAGCUGAAGAUCCUUCUGGAAGAACAUGUGGACAUGUGCAAACGCGUCCUCAACAUCUACCGCAGUCUGGUCAUGCACGAGACCAUGAACCAGAAGACCUGGGAGCAGAUCUUACUGGUGUUACUGAGGGUUACAGAGUGUGUAAUGAAGAGGCCUCCUUCAAUCAUGCCUCACGGGAAGAAAAGUAGCACUCUCUCUGGUCGACUGGCGGGAGCAAUAUUUCAGACUCUGAUAGUGGCUUGGAUUAAAGGGAAUCUGAAUGUGUACAUCUCUCGUGAGUUGUGGGAUGACCUGCUGGCAGUGCUCUCCUCUCUCACCUGCUGGGAGGAGCUGGUCACCGAGUGGUCCCUCACCAUGGAAACGCUCACCAAGGUGCUCGCUCGCAACCUGUACAGCCUGGAUCUGAAUGAGCUGCCUCUGGAUAAACUCAGUGAACAGAAACAGAAGAAACACAAGGGCAAGGGUGGCGCCCAUGAGGGCCAAAAGAUGGUGGUGGACCGUUCCUUUUCUAAGGGCUGGAGCAGAGACCCACCAGGCCAGGCGGCUGCCAUGAGACAGCGCAGUGCCACGACGGCAGGUUCCCCAGGCAUUGAGAAGGCCAGGAGCAUCGUCAGACAGAAGACUGUGGAUAUGGAAGAACCUCCCAUCGCCCCGCGGGGGCCGCGGAUCCGUCACUGCUCUCAGAGUGAGGAGACUCCCUCGUCGGAGGUGUUCUCUGCGUCAGGUGAUCUGGAGCAGCCGCCCCUCCCCCGCAGCAGCAGCGCCUCCGACAUCAUGGAACCCUUCAUCGCCGAGCGGGUCAAAGCCAAUAAAGAGGAGUUGGCUCAGAAGAUGCGUCCCGUGUCCAGCGACGCUGGCAACAGUAACCCAAACGUCAGUGACCUCAUGGACGAGUUUAUCCAGGAGCGCCUGCGGGUCAAGGGAACUUCAGGUAUGACAAGGCGAGGCAGCAGCCCGGGCAGUCUGGAGAUUCCCAAAGACCUGCCGGAGCUCCUCAACCGACAGAACGCGACGCGGCCCGCGGACGACCCCGGCGCGCCCUCCGAGUGGACCUCGCCGGCCAGUGCCAGCGGUAGUGACCUCAUCAGCUCAGAUAGCCAAUCAGACUCCUUCAAUGCCUUCCAAUACGACAACAAAUUUGAAAAUUUCACCUUUGGGCCAGAGGCAUGCGCGGUGGGCUCUUUGGAUCAGGACAGUCUGGGAGGAGCGCCACAGACGGCAGAGGAGCAGGAGCUGUCCAGCCUUACCCUCCACAUCGACUCCGAGACGAGCAGCCUAAGCCAACACGGCCUGUCUGCAGACACAGUCACCAUCACUGGAUCAGAGAGUGCCUCUCCCAUGCACUCCCUGGGAGGAUCUCGCUCACAGACCCCCUCCCCCGCCACGCUGACGGCAGAACACGUCGAACACAAAGACCUGCAGCUGGACGAGAAGCUGCAUCACUCUGUGCUGCAGACGCCGGACGACCUGGAGACCAGUGAGUUCCCCACAGAAGACUGCAGUGUCAUGGCUGGAGGGUCACUGACUGGUUGGCAUGCCGACGUCGCCACGGUGAUGUGGAGGAGAAUGCUUGGAAUUCUGGGUGAUGUCAACUCAAUCAAAGACCCAGAGAUUCACGCACAAGUUUUCGACUACCUCUGUGAACUGUGGCAGAACUUGGCCAAGAUCAGAGACAACCUCGGCAUCUCCCUUGACAACCAGUCGUCUCCGCCCCCUCCAGAUCUGAUCCCGCCCCUGCGCAUUCUUACCCCCUGGCUCUUCAAAGCCACUAUGCUGACAGAGCGAUACAAGCAAGGGAAGCUACACGCCUAUAAGCUCAUCUGUAAGAUCAUGAAGAGGAGACAAGACGUGUCGCCCAACUCCGAUUUCCUCACUCACUUCUACAACAUCAUGCACUGUGGUCUGCUGCACGUCGACCAGGACAUAGUGAAUACCAUUAUUAAGCACUGUUCUCCACGAUUCUUCUCCAUUGGACUCCCUGGAGCCACCAUGCUCAUCCUGGACUUUAUUGUAGCGGCUAGCCGUGUGACGGCGUGUUCCUCUCUCAACGCCCCCAGAGUAGAGGCUCAGAUCUUGUUGGGUUCAUUGGUGUGUUUCCCCAACCUGUAUGAAGAACUACCUGCUCUGCACCCCACCACGGCAGAUGUGGUCAUGACCAAAUUUAGAGAUGUGAAGGAGCACAUCAUCAAGCACAUCUUGAACUCGGCGAGAGAAGAACCCUCGGCACCAGCCAGGUGUGUGGCUCUCUGCAGUCUGGGCAUCUGGCUAUGUGAGGAGCUGGUACACGGCACACGCCACCCUCAGAUCAAAGAGGCACUCAAUGUCAUCUGUGUCACUCUAAAGUUCCCCAAUAAAACUGUCGCUCUGGUAGCCUCGGACAUCCUGCACUUGCUGAUAAACUAUGUGGACGACUUGCAAAAAUUCCCACCGGACACUCCAAAGAAAAUAGUCGAGAUCCUCAUAGCAACCAUCACCUACCUGCUUCCUACCACUGAGUCCUCACCUCAUGAGCUAGACAAGAGGUUGGUGGUGUCUCUGUUACUGUGUAUGUUGGACUGGGUGAUGGCUCUGCCUCCUAAAACCUUACUGCAACCCGUCCAGACGCUCAACUCAGACAAGGACAGGUCCGACAAAUCUGUCCUCAGCUGCAUCUACAAGGUUCUUCAUGGCUGCGUGUACGGGGCUCAGAACUUCGCUAACUCCCGCUACUUUCCUAUUAACCUUUCGGACCUGAGCAGCCCGGACUAUGACCCCUUCCUCCAUCUGGAAAGUCUGAAAGAACCGGAGCCUCUUCACUCGCCCGACUCCGAGCGCUCGACCAAAGUGCAGCCCGUCACCGAGGUGAGAAGUCGUAUCCAGCAGGGUUUGAUCUCCAUCGCGGCUCGUACGGUCAUCUCUCACUUGGUCGACCACCUGGGUCACUACCCGAUGAGCGGCGGCCCGGCUACGCUGACCAGUCAAGUGUGUGAGAACCAGGACAACCCGUACACCGAGAGCGCAGACCUGAGUCCGGAGCUUUUCGACGCGCCCAACCUACAGUUCUUUGUCCUGAACGGCACCACGCUGAUGUCUUGCCUUCAGAUCCGGGCCGAAGAUGGGCUCCCGGGAGGAGGAAUGUCCGCCGGACUCACCACCACCAGCGCCUGCGUACGGGUCAUCAUCCGAGACAUCUCCGGAAAACACUCCUGGGAUUCGGCCAUCCUGUACGGCCCACCCCACUGUGGGACGCCCAGCCAGCCGGUGCACCUUUUUAAAGGGGCUUCAACGGGGGAACGAGAUAACACAAGUGACCCAGGCGAAAGAGGAUGCCAGGUGGAGGAAUCGGAAGAAGGCGUUCUGGUCGAGGAAGAGGAGGAGCAGGAGGAGGUGGUGGCUGAAGAAGAAGAAGAAGAAGAAGAAGAAGAAGUGGAGAAAGAGGAAGUUGUCGAGGAAGAAGAGGAGGCAGCUCUAGAGCUGAUGGCUCCCCAGGCGAAGCGGAGGUGCAGGGAGGUGAUCCCGUCGUGGGACUCCUUACAGGACGGGGAGGACGCUCUGGACGAAAUGCUCCAGUACCUGGGUUACUCCAGCCCCGAGUGCCUGCAGAGAACCGGAGUGCCCCUCAACAUCCCUGCCCCUCCCCCGGCCUGCGUCUCUGAGAAGCAGGAGAACGACGUCAUCAACGCCAUCCUCAAACAGUGCGCUGAAGAACGGGACUUCGCUCUUCACCGUGGCAACGAGUUGAACAUGAGAGGGGUGGAGCAGAUGGAACCAGGACCUCAGAGACCCCAGUCAGCCUUCUACUACUGCAGACUGCUCCUCAACAUCCUGGGAAUGAACUCCUGGGAGAAGAGGAGCAAUUUCCACCUGUUGAAGAAGAAUGAGAAGUUGUUGAGAGAACUGAAGAAUCUGGAUUCCAGGCAGUGUCGUGAGACCCAUAAGAUCGCAGUGUUUUAUGUGGCAGAAGGGCAGGAGGACAAACACUCCAUUCUGUCUAACACCAGUGGGAGCCAGGCCUAUGAGGACUUUGUAUCUGGACUGGGCUGGGAGGUGAAUCUGACCAAUCACUGCGGCUUUAUGGGAGGUCUGCAGAGGAACCGGAGCACUGGCCUGACCAUGCCGUACUUCGCCUCCUCCACUGUGGAGGUCAUGUUUCACGUAUCCACCCGCAUGCCCCCCGACUCCGACGACUCCCUCACCAAAAAGCUGAGACACUUGGGAAAUGAUGAGGUUCACAUAGUGUGGUCAGAACACUCACGAGACUACAGAAGGGGCAUUAUUCCCACUGAGUUUGGUGACGUCCUCAUCAUCAUCUACCCCAUGAAGAACCACAUGUACAGCAUCCAGAUCAUCAAAAAGCCAGAGGUCCCGUUCUUCGGCCCGCUGUUUGACGGAGCCAUUGUAGACGGAAAGAUUCUGCCCACUGUGGUACGAGCCACAGCAAUCAACGCCAGCAGAGCUCUCAAAUCCCUCAUCCCUCUCUACCAGAACUUCUACGAGGAAAGAGCUCGAUAUCUGGAGACCAUCGUCCAGCAUCACCUGGAGCACACGACCUUUGAGGACUACGCCGCUCGUGUCUUUUGCCCCGCGCCUUUCCACCAUCUCCCCAACGAAACAGGCUCAUGCCUCGAGACUCAGCCGGCAGAAAGCCCAGCAGCACAAGUAGACGGGACCGACUUAGCCUCGCCAAUGUCCCCUCGUGCUAGCAAGAGCCGUAUGUCUAUGAAGCUUCGCCGAUCGUCCGGAUCCGCCAACAAGACCUGACCGAACCCAAACCUCCAGCCUCCCGAAAAAAAA